This is a messenger RNA of Paramisgurnus dabryanus, 2433 nucleotides long. RefSeq names its product transferrin-a (gene tfa). The record is from RefSeq and is a predicted model, not a curated record. NCBI's taxonomy places the organism in Eukaryota, Metazoa, Chordata, Actinopteri, Cypriniformes, Cobitidae. Gene Ontology annotation, biological process: iron ion transport; antibacterial humoral response. Gene Ontology annotation, cellular component: plasma membrane; recycling endosome; early endosome.
CACACAAAGACAUUGAGAAAUCAUAAGUAAAUGUUGACCCAACCCACUAGGGUUUCCAGUUCCCCUAUAAAAAGCAUAGUUUGUCCUGUUACCUCCUGCUGAUUCCUGCUAUAGGCCCAGUAUGAACCUCCUGCUCACUUCAUUGUUGGGGUGCCUUGUUUUGGCGCUGCCCUUAGCCAGUGGUGAAAAAAUCAAAUGGUGUGUGACAUCACAGCCUGAGUUAAAUAAAUGCAACAAACUUGCCACUAAAGCACCAGAGCUUGAAUGUUUUCUCCAAAAGGAUGUGACUGAAUGCAUGACAAGCAUCAAGACUGGUGCUGCAGAUGCUAUAACAGUUGGUGGAUAUCAUGUAUUUCAAGGGGGACUCACAAACUACGAGCUUCAUCCUAUCAUUGAAGAGAAGUAUAAAAAAGGACAAGAAACAUGUUAUGCUGUUGCUGUGGUAAAAAAAGACACCGCUUUCACCAUUAAAGAUCUAAGUGGGAAAACGUCCUGCCACGAUUGCUAUAAAUCACGUGGAGGCUGGUUUAUCCCUAUUGGCAAACUGAUUUCUGAAAGAGUAAUUCCCUGGGAUGGUUCUGAAGAAAAAUCUCUUGAAAAGGCUGUGUCUGAGUUUUUCUCAGCUAGCUGUGUUCCUGGAAUAUCAAAAGCCAAUUAUCCUAAUCUGUGCAAGGGUUGCAAGAGUGACUGCUCCUGCCCACCCAAAGAAAGCGAUGAGCCCUUUGCGUGCUUGAAGAGUGAUGCAGGACAGGUUGCCUUUAUUUGUCACAAUAAAAUCCCAUCGGCUGAGAAACAGGACUAUAAGCUGUUGUGCAUGGACGGUAGCAGUAAAAGCGUUGACGAGUACAAGGACUGCCACCUUGGCAAAGUGGUUGGCCAUGCUGUCAUUAGCCGCAAGGAUGCCAGUUUAUCAGACCAGAUUUUUAAAGUCCUCAGUCAAAUUCCGUCCGCAGAUCUUUUCUCAUCUGAUGGGGGUAAAGACUUGAUGUUCUCAGACUCUGCAACUGGCUUGAUCAAACUGCCAGAGAUCACAGAUUCCUUUUUUUUCCUAAAAAAUGAGUAUGAGAUCAUGCUUGCACUUAAAGAUGGACCUAAACCAAUCCCACCUUCACCUCGGCCUGUUGUUAAUUGGUGUACCAUUGGGCAUGGAGAAAAAGCCAAGUGUGAUGAUUUAAGCGGUAAAAUUUCCCGUUUGUCUUGUCAGUCUGCACCUUCUGUGAAUGACUGCAUCGUAAAAAUCAAGCGGGGAGAAUUCGAUGCCAUUGCAGUUGAUGGUGGGCAGGUGUGGGCUGCUGAAAAGUGUGGUCUGGUUGCAGCCAUGGCUGAGCAGUAUAAUCAGGCAAAUUGUGAGAUUAAUGAUGCUGAGGCCUCAUCUUACUACGCUGUGGCUGUGGUGAAAAAGGGCUCUGGUGUAACCUGGAAUAACCUUAAAGGAAAGAAAUCCUGCCACACUGGUUUGAACCGCAAUGCUGGUUGGAAUAUCCCACAAACUGUGCUCUGCAGAGAGAAGAAUGAAUGUGACAUGUACACGUUCUUCAAUAAAGGCUGUGCUCCUGGCGCUGACCCUAAAUCAAACAUGUGUGAACUGUGUAAAGGCAGUGGGAAGACAGUGGGAGAUGCGAGCAAGUGCAAAACCAAUCCUGAUGAGCAGUAUUAUGGCUAUGAUGGGGCUUUCAGGUGUCUUGCAGAGGGACCCGGUGAGGUUGCUUUUAUCAAGCACAGCAUUGUUUCAAGUAACACAGAUGGCAAUGGACCAGAUUGGGCUAAGAAUCUGAAAUCAGAAGAUUUUGAGUUGAUUUGUCCAACUUCACCAUUCAAAGCAGGAAUCUCUGAUUAUGAAAAGUGUAACUGGGCUCUUGUACCUGCUCAUGCAGUGAUAACUCGAGAAGAUGUUCGCAAUGAUGUGGUUACCAUGCUGAAAGAUGCUCAAACUGUGCCGGACAACAACCUGUUCAAGUCACUUGGUGGUAAAAACCUAAUUUUCUCCGAUUCUACUAAAUGCCUUCAAGAGAUUAAAGAUUCCAAGAAGUUCCUGGGUGACGUCUACAAAGCCACACUUGAUCAAUCCAAACCCAUACCAGAGCUGGUGCAGGCGUGCACUCUGGAUAACUAUCCAGUAGAAGUUUGAAUCCAGUAAAGAAAUGCUCACCAAAUGCAAGCAAUUUUGUCUGACAUUUCUCCUGACUACAUCUAACUACAUCUUAGCAUCACUGGAUUUCUUCCUCCAAGUUUUGUUCAGUAUACAUAUAAAAAUGACAUUAAAAUGUUGCAGUAGUGUUACUACCAUAUAGUGUUACUAUGUUAGAGUAACUUCAGACUUCCAAAAAGAGUACAAUACUGGCAGAUCCUAUACGCAGGAGUCAGAUUUCAGCUUUGUCACACUUUCCUAAUUUUCCCAAAAGGGUUGAAAUAAAAAAACUCCAUAAAACUAUA